Messenger RNA from Podospora bellae-mahoneyi, 717 nucleotides. RefSeq lists its product as uncharacterized. Gene Ontology annotation, biological process: protein modification process. Gene Ontology annotation, cellular component: cytoplasm. Gene Ontology annotation, molecular function: protein-L-isoaspartate (D-aspartate) O-methyltransferase activity. The transcript has a single exon. Lineage: Eukaryota; Fungi; Ascomycota; Sordariomycetes; Sordariales; Podosporaceae. The coding region runs from base 1 to 717 and encodes 238 amino acids. The record is from RefSeq and is a predicted model, not a curated record.
AUGGCCUGGCGCAGCUCGGGCACCUCCAACAGCGAGCUGGUCGAGAACCUCUGGCGCAACGAGAUGAUCACCCACCCCGAGGUGAAAUCCGCUUUUUUAAAAGUCGACCGCGCGCAUUAUGCUCCCAGGUCCCCAUAUGAAGACUGUCCUCAACCUAUAGGGCACCACGCUACUAUUUCAGCGCCGCACAUGCACGCCUCUGCGGUGGAGCACUUGCUGCCGUUUAUAAUGCCGGGCGAGGAGAAGCCGGCGCCGAGGGUGCUAGAUAUAGGGAGCGGAUCGGGGUAUUUGACUCAUGUGCUUGCCGAGCUGGUGGGGGAGAGGGGGAGGGUGGUGGGGGUGGAGCAUAUUGAGCCGUUGAAGGAGCUGGGGGAGAGGAAUAUGAAGAAGUCGAGGGAGGGGAGGGAGUUGAUUGAGGGGGGGAGGGUUAGGUUUAGGGUUGGGGAUGGGAGGAAGGGGUGGAGGGAUGAGGAGGAAGAGGGGAGGAAGAGUUGGGAUGCGAUUCAUGUGGGGGCGGCGGCGGUGAAGGUGCAUGAGGAGUUGCUGGAGCAGUUGGCUAGUCCGGGGAGGAUGUUUAUUCCUGUGGAUGAUGAGGAUGAUCCGCAGGGGUGGGGACAGCAUAUUUGGUGUGUGGAUAAGGAUGAGAAGGGGGAGGUGAAAAAGAGGAAGUUGUUUGGGGUUAGGUAUGUGCCUUUGACGGAUGCACCGAAGGCUUGA